Colletotrichum tamarilloi is the source of this 660-nucleotide messenger RNA. Its product is annotated as C6 zinc finger protein. NCBI's taxonomy places the organism in Eukaryota, Fungi, Ascomycota, Sordariomycetes, Glomerellales, Glomerellaceae. The record is from RefSeq and is a predicted model, not a curated record. The coding region runs from base 1 to 660 and encodes 219 amino acids. The transcript is spliced from 2 exons.
AUGACCGCUGGCGAUGAGCGGGACCCAGAAGCGGAGAAAGAGCGCGUUCAGCCUGAUGUCCUACCCACCAACGAGCUUACUCCGGCCCAAAACCUGAGCUCACCAACAUCGACUCCAAGUUCACUUUCUUCAGAUCACCCAAGCCAAAGCCGCCGCCUCCUCCAGACUUUGUCACAAGGUGCUUCUCCAGCCUCGCCCCAAGAUCGAUCUCUUGGCGCACCGUCACCGGCGACAAUCACCGGGCACCCUGUCGACGAUCUACUGCUCACGAGUAACAGCCAGAAAUUGCUUGUUUACUUCGACAGAGAGCUGAGCCAUCAUCUAACAAUUGUCGUUGAAGGCGUGGACAACCCGUUCCGCGUACAUGUCCUCCCACUGGCCUACAAUCACACAGGUGUUCUCCAUGCAGUCCUGGGACUUACCGCGUGCCAUCUGCACCUGUCACCAUCAGGUGCUAACCAGGUUGACAUGGCCACUGCCUUACAACACCGUGUUGCUGCAUUGAACGGUCUAAGCUCCCUUUUAAUCAAGGAAGAAAUCUACGGACUUACAGAAGCUGAAGAAGAGGCCGCACUAGCAAUAAUCUUCCUUUUGGUACUUCAUGAUGUAAGCUCCAAGACCCAUUUCAAGUUUCUCCGCAGCGCGAGUCUUGUUGGCUAA